Messenger RNA from Pedinophyceae sp. YPF-701, 762 nucleotides. NCBI's taxonomy places the organism in Eukaryota, Viridiplantae, Chlorophyta, Pedinophyceae. The record is from the annotation of a GenBank genome assembly.
AUGUCGGGAGGGAACGGCGACCCCACGACGGCGAGGCCAGCAGUCGCCCACGUCCACGCCGGGACUGCGUGCGUCUGGGACGCGUCAGACGCCGUGCGGCUCCGCACCGAGCACCGCGUGCUCGGGACCAUGAUAGGAGGUCUUGCUGCGCUCAAGCAGCAGAACUCGGUGUUCGGGCUCCCGCUGCAACUGAUGCCCGAGGAAGCCAUCGUGGGGCUGCGCAAGGGCUGGCUGCAGCUGGCCGCGGCGCCCGUCGCGACCCCGCAGCGCGCCGCCGCGUCGGGCGCCACUGCGCCGGCCGACUCCAGCGUGAGCUCGGCGGCCGAGGCGUGGGCCAUGAAGCACGCAGCUGCCCUGCGGCGCGGCUUCGUUGUCCCUCACACGUCGGCGCUCGUGCCUGCUGGCGCCGCGCCGACGGCGGAGCAUCUCUUUCCGCUCUACGAGGGCGGUCAGCGCGCCGAGCAGUUCCGAAAAAGGCUGGAGGUGUUCUGCGACCUGUACGACCGCGGGUACACCCUAACCGCGGGCGUGCGGUACGGAGCGGACUACUUGGCGUACCCUGGAGACCCAAGCAUGUACCACGCGCAACUGGCGGUGGUGGUCGCGGACCCCGACCAGUGCGUGCCGCCCACGCGAUACGCCGGUACGGGGCGCAUCAUCCACGCCGUCCGCAAGCACUUCGUGGUCGCCUGGCAGGCCAAGGAUGGCGGCAAAGUCCAGUACCUGACCAUCACACCCCCGCUCGCGUUUGACGCGUGCUAG